Tribolium madens (black flour beetle) is the source of this 1383-nucleotide messenger RNA. Its product is annotated as protein phosphatase 1 regulatory subunit 14B. Gene Ontology annotation, biological process: regulation of phosphorylation. The transcript has 5 exons. Bases 206 to 637 code for a protein of 143 amino acids. Gene Ontology annotation, cellular component: cytoplasm. The record is from RefSeq and is a predicted model, not a curated record. Gene Ontology annotation, molecular function: protein serine/threonine phosphatase inhibitor activity. Lineage: Eukaryota; Metazoa; Arthropoda; Insecta; Coleoptera; Tenebrionidae.
UCGUCUCAACUAGCCGCAUCAUCGCAUUUGAACGCAGUCGUUCGUGUGGUUUGCGUACAUUUUUAGUAUUUCGUACCUUUAUUGAACAUUUUAUGUGUUAGUGUUAGUGAUUUUGACAAGAAGAGUGUGCAGAUCGGGCGGUGCCUUUGUCCUUUCGGGAUUAUCAUUCAUCUACAGUGAGAAAAAAAAUAAACCCCCAAUCAAAAUGGAAUGCGGAGUGACGGGGGGCUACACCAACGGAACCACUCCUGCCGGUAUCCUGGCCGACGUCCGGUCCGAAAGAUCGCCCUCGAAGACGGGCCUCCAUGUCAAUUUCAAGGACAAAGGAGAGAUUAAGGAACGCAGAGAGAAGUUUCUCACUGCUAAAUACGGACACCACCAAAUGAGUCUCAUCAGAAAACGAUUGGCUGUGGAAAUGUGGCUUUACGAAGAGCUUAAAAAGCUCUACGAAACUUCGAAACAAGUAGACGAUGUAAAUAACGACGAAGUAGAGGUGGACAUAGAUGAACUGCUAGAUAUGGACAACGACGAUGAGCGAAGGAGGCAUUUACAGAAUUUGCUGAUAAAUGCUAAAGGAUCCCAAAGUGAUGUAAAAAAAUUCAUCAAUGAUCUGUUAGACAAAGCAAAGACUCUGUAAAUAAAAGUGAAGUGCCAAGUAGGUUGAGUGAAGAAGACUACGGCCCUAUGGCGCCCUGUUUGCACAAGUUUUAGUGAUUAUCUAAUUAUUGCAUCAUCGAUGUUGAUCGUUCAAAACUGUAUUCCAUCCUAAUCUAUCAGGAAGGUCAACGUGACUUAAGACAGUUUGGACCGAUUCUUUUGUAAUAGACGAAAUUAGGUUUUGUCGUUGUGGCCAGUUUUGCCAAUUGUUAAUCGAUAAAAAUCUCUACUAAAAUCUUUUUCUAAUUUUUUAUAUUUUUAGCGCUAAUUUUUAUUGUAAUGGAUACAAUGAAUGUUACUAUUUGUGCAUUAAACGCGUGUAGCUAGUCCUGAUAUAGAAUUACGACAUGUUUAGAUCAUAUCACAGAAGCCGCCUUUGGAAUAAUUACAAUAUCAUGGCUUGAGUAGCUCUUUAUCAUUGGUUUUCAUAUCGAAUGUGCUCAAAAUUUUUGUAAUGUGAUCAUGAAUGUGAGCUUCCCCAAAUUUAUUAUCAUACCUAUCGUCAUAUUGGCCUCACUUUGUUUUUGUUUAGAUCAUUUAGUGUAAUAUAAUUGUUUGGUGUACUUAUAAUAUAUUUAUCUGUAAACUGCAAUCGAUCUUGUGAUCUCAGCCCUCUCAAAUCUGACAUGUGUAUCAUAGGAUGUAUGUAGGAAGUUUAUAGUUGUAAGACAUUUUAUGAAUUAAAUAGUUAUGAUCCAGUAAAAUAAUACUUUUACUUAAAAUAUA